AUGACUAAGAAAUCUGAGAACUAUUAUUUGCUAUCGGAGGAGGAUGAACCACAUCGUACAUGUAAAAGCAAAAACUUUAUUGCCAAAGUUAUGUUUUUAGUUGCUCUUACUCGACCAAGAUUUGACUCGCAAGGAAAUGAGAUUUUUUCAGGUGAAAUUGGUAUUUUUCCAUUUGUUACCCAGGAACCUGCUAAAAGGACAAGUGCUAACCGAGUUGCAGGAACAAUGGAGACAAAAGCAAUAACAUCGGUAAAUAGAGAUGUCAUAAGAUCAUUUCUUAUUGAAAAAGUCUUGCCAACUAUAAAGGAAAAAUGGCCAAGAGAUGAUUUGGAUACUAGUACAAUAUUUAUCCAACAAGAUAAUGCAAGAACUCAUAUUAAUCAUGAUGAUCAAGAGUUCAUUCAAGAAGCCACACGAGAUGGAUUUGAUAUUCGUUUGAUGUGUCAACCUGCAAAUUCUCCUGAUUUAAAUGUCUUAGACCUUGGAUUUUUCAGUGCAAUACAAUCAUUACAACACAAGGAGUCCCCUAAAACUAUUGAUGAACUUGUUUGUGCGGUGGUGAAGUCAUUUGAAAACUUUUCAUCUGUGAAGUCCAAUCAUAUAUUUGUAACAUUGCAAUUAUGCAUGAUAGAGAUCAUGAAAGCCAAUGGUUCUAAUAAAUAUAAAAUUUCACAUUUGAAUAAGGAAAGACUAGAAAGAGAAGGACAAUUACCCGUUCAAAUGAAGUGUGAUCCAAUUUUAGUACAAGAAGUUUGUAAGUACCUAAACACAGAGUAA
Molecule: messenger RNA, 777 nt
Organism: Lathyrus oleraceus (garden pea)
Lineage: Eukaryota; Viridiplantae; Streptophyta; Magnoliopsida; Fabales; Fabaceae
Exons: 1
Coding region: 1-777 (258 amino acids)
Molecular function (GO): nucleic acid binding
Source: RefSeq, a predicted model, not a curated record